AUGAAGUUCACUGCUGCUGCUAGUCUAAGUCUAACUAUUGCAACCAUUGCAACGGUUGCAACUGCCGAAGAAUCCGCCACGGAUGCCACCCGCGACUAUAGCGGCGUUACUGGUGAAGUCAUCAAUGAAAGGGUAGACAACGACUUCACUGAGGAUAUCGUCUACGAUGGUACUUGCGCCGGACAAUCCGCGUGUCUUGGCUUUACCGUCCACGAAGUGCAACGAAGGUGCGGCUCGGGAAGCUGCGAAUUCACCGUCUGUUACCAAACCGAAGUCGGUUACGUUGCUGCUGAUAAGUACUACGAGGUCUUUUCGAAGAAUGUCGAAUCUGACCGCAGCAACAUGGACGAAGCCACGGAAGCGGCUCUGGAAGCCUCCAAGGAAACCUGCAAGCUUCACCCUGAUUACGGUGUGGAUUACGCUGGAAACAUGCACACGGAGAGCUUUUCCGAUGAAGGAGGUUGUCAAAAUGCUGAUAACCCCAGCGGAAAGGGUUACUGGGAUGAGACUUGCAUCAACCCAGAAACCGCCGAUGCUUCCAGUGGUAUCGUUACCAGCACUACUGGUUCCAGGUUCUCUAGAUUCUGUCAAGUUGCCUACCCCGGACAGACGGUGCAUUUCAUGAUGCACUCCUACAACCGAUUGGAUUGGAAUGGGGAGAACCCCACCCCAGUCACUUGCUCUGGUUCCGCAGAGAUUGGUGCUCUCGACGGAGACGAUGCCAAGUGGGGAAAGAGCCAGUGCGCUCCUUCCACCAGCAACUCCACUGCUCCCAAGGGACAGACCUUCUUUCCCGCCACGGAUGGAUCUACCGGAGGAACUUGCUCCGAGGAACCCGAAGGCAACGAGUGCGUCUGGUCCUACACGGCCCCCACGGACUGCGCCUACGAAGAGAACUACCCCACCUGUUACAUCACCCAAGAGUCGGUGGAUACCGUGGACACUCUCUGCGGUGCUUCGGCUGGACCAGUCGUGGAAUACUUCGAACAUGCCAACAACCCCAAUGGUCCUCCUCCACGCGUCCCCCUUCACGACAUUGUCAUGAAUGGCGAUGGUACCGUGUCCUUCAAGAUUUACAAUCCGUAUGGAAACUAUGCCGAACCCAUCAACUACACUUCCACGGAACACUUGUACAAAGGAGAUGACUUCCACAACAUGUACGUGGUUUACGAUCAAGCCAACGAAAUUGGUAAUGAAGUUUGUGACUUGCAACCAGGUUCUGGCAAGUGCGCUACCGAUGAAGAAUACACAGCCAAGUGCCGUUCCGAUGGUGUUGCCAUUGUUACCGUCUUUGCCUCUGGUUUUGAUGAAACUUCUGGCGCCGCCCAAGACAUUACCAAUGGAUCGGGAACCGACGUCUUUGAAUGUUGCCCUGCCACCUACCAACCACUAGAUCACUACAACACGGCACAAACGGCUGCCUGGACUUUCUUGGUCCACUGCGAGUGUCCCGAAGACGAAGAAGCAGACCCCGAUCGUCUUCGUCGUCGUAACUUGAGUGAAAGCGUUUCGAACAAGUUCCAAAAUGGAAAACUCUUUACCGAGAACCAAAAGAAGCUUCACAAUUUGUUGUAA
This is a messenger RNA of Cylindrotheca closterium, 1575 nucleotides long. NCBI's taxonomy places the organism in Eukaryota, Bacillariophyta, Bacillariophyceae, Bacillariales, Bacillariaceae. The record is from the annotation of a GenBank genome assembly.